GCGGCGCAUGCGCGCAGGUGCAGUACUUCGGCAAGGAGAUGGGCGCGCUGUCGCAGCUGCAGCACGGCGUGCGCGGCCGCGUGUUCGCGGUGGACGCGCGCACGCUCUACCUCAAGGACUUCCACUACGACGGCGAGGGCCCCGCGGCGUACUUCUACGUGGGCGCGAGCGGGGCGCCGAGCGCGGGCGUGGCGGGCGCGGUGCGGCUGCGCGACGAGCGCGGCGGCGCCGGCCCGCUGCGCCGCUACUCCGGCGACAGCAUCACGCUCUCGCUGCCCGACGGCAAGACGCUGCGCGACUACCGCUGGUUCGCCGUCUACUGCGACGAGUAUGCGGUGAACUUCGGCGACGUGAGGAUCCCGGCGGACAUGGAGUACCCGCGGCCCGCCAAGGUGGCGCCGCUGCGGGGCGUGCACGGCGUGUCGUCCGACCCCGUCGUGGUGGUGGACGCGCAGACGCUGCUCGUGCCCAACUUCUCGUACGACGGCGAGGCGCCAGACGCCAAGUUCUGUGGGCGCGGCGACAAGCCGUCCCCGCAGGGCAUCCGCAUCCCCGACGAGAACGGCAAGGAGGUGCCGCUGCGCAAGUACGACAAGAAGACCAUCGUGCUCACACUGCCCGGGGAGCUGACGGUGUUCGACAUCGGGCACUUCGCGGUGUGGUGCGAGGCGUUCACGGUGAACUUCGGGCACGUGACGCUGCCGCGCGCCGCGCUGGCCAACGUGCCGCCCAGCCUCAAGAUGCUCGGCGUCUCGCCGCAGUCGAAGCUAAACUGCGAGGUGCUGUACGACGAGCUCGCGUUCGAGGUGCGCUGGGCGGUCGCCGGCGACAGCAUCGUGCUGCAGCUGGUCGCCAAACUUGAGGACGGCGAGUACAUGGCGUUCGGAGUGUCGGGCGACAACCAGAAGACGCAGAUGGUGGGCGGCGACCCGGCCGUGGCCUGGGUGGACAAGCGCACGCUGAAGGGCUACGCCGAGGACUACUACCUGGACGCCAAGAGCCAGUGCGCCGGCGUGCGCGGCUCCUGCCCCGACGAGCGGCUGGUCGACAACACCAACUCCAUCCGGCUGCUGAACGCGGCGCUGGUGAACGGGUACUCCAUCGUGACGUACCAGCGCUCGCUGAAGGCGGCGGACGAGCUGGACCGGCCCGUGCUCACCAACGGCAGCCAGGCCAUCAUCUGGGCCAUCGGGCCGCUCAACUCCAGGAACGAGGUCUCCUACCACCCGCACUUCACCAAGGGCGACAAGCUGAUAGAGUUCGGGCGGCCGCCGGUGUGGAACUGCCCGAUGCCGGAGGAGGACGAGGCGCCGGCGCCGCAGCCCACGCUGCCCGCGCAGCAACCUGCGCAGGUGAUCAAGGCGAACCCCAUCCCGCCCCCCAAGCCGGUGCCCAAGGCCGUGCCGUGGGAGAUCCCCGCCAUCCAGUGCUACGAGCCUCCGGACGGCGUGUUCUACGCACAGAUGGGGCCCACCGGCGGCAAGCAGGGAUACUCCGCCAUCACCGGGCACGUGGGCUGGGGCAUCUCGUGGUACAUCAAUGGCUUGUUGAUCCCCGAGAUCAACGUGAUCCGCGGCCGCAAGUACACGUUCGUGGUGGAGGGGGGCUCCAACCCCGACGUGCCUGCCCGCUACCACCCCUUCUACAUCACCAACGACCCCGUCGGCGGGUACUUCCACAAGACAGACAAAGAGAAGGAGGGCAUCGAGAUAUACGCGGGAGUGCGGCGCACGCGCACUGGGGAGCUGACCCCGACGGGCGUGGGCCGGCUGUGCAACUGGACCCCGGACAGCUCGGGGCCCGAGGCCGACGAGUUCCCUAGCUUUGGGGCCUACCAGCGCUCCCUCACGCUGGUCUGCGAGGAGGGCAACCCUGGUGUCGUCACCUGGAUCCCCGACAAGGACACCCCCAACACUGUCUACUACCAGUGUUUCACGCACCGGCACCUCGGCUGGAAGAUCAACGUGCUGGACGAGUGCGACGCGCGCGACGCCGACGAGAGCCGCGUGGUGGAGCACGCCGUGCCCCCCCCCGGGCCCCCCCACUCCGACCUCCGCGGGGAGGAGUCCGUGCAGGUACCCUUCCGACUCACUCCCGAACGUAACUUUUUAGAUGAUCGCAGAAAACUUCAGAAAAUUAUCAAUACGAAACCGAAUUAUGACGAUUUCAGUAGAUAUAAGAGCGACGGUGGACUGACAGGAGAAGUGUACCCGGAGACAGAUAAAACGCCGUUCAAAAAAAGACAGGAGUAUUCUGAAUUGCCGAUAUCCAAAGUACAAAUAAAGGAAGUGAUACAAACCGUGGAGAAUCUGGAGAGCAAGAUGAAGGACGACCUGAAGGCCAACGCGACGCGGCCGCAGUACCAGGUGCACGAGGACGCGCAGGAACACCCCUUCGUGGCGGAGCAGCCCUACAGGGAGGACGACGAGUACUUCUUCGAGGCCGGCAAAAUGCCCGAGAAUUACUUCCUACCGGUCAACAAUCAAAAGCCCCUGACACUGCAGACAGUACUGAGGCCGACGCCGCAAAAGCCGAACCGACCUCCUUUCCGUCGACCGGUGCCCCCCGAGAUCAAACUCCGCCGUCCUCCCUAUCAGAAGGGUAACAAUAAUGUAGGCUAUCCACUAUCUUUGCCUAAUCACCAUGGUUCAUUUGGACCACUUAAAAAGCUGCCUGCUAAGUUUAAUCAGAACCGCUUACAGACAAACAUGAACCGACCUCCUCCCAUGCCUGGAGUGACUCAAAUGAAAACAAUGCCUCCACAACAUCAAAAUAAACCUAACCACAAUGUACUAGGGCCCAAACAAAAUCCCGGACCUCCAUUGUUUUCAAAAAUGCCGAAUGGUCCAGUGCAGGCUAUAGUGAUGGGUAAACCUAGCCCUAAUAAUAUUCAGCUGCCGCCGCCGAUGCCCAGUCAGACGUUGAAUUUAGGCCAAACUGACAUAAUCGCUAACCAGGUGGUCAAAAGUCAAAUAAUGCUACCACCGGGCAGUAACGAUGCCAUAGCUCAACACAGCAACGUGCAGCCGUAUUUAAACAAACCGGGGCAGAUAAUACUCGGGAAACCCAUGGAUAAUCCGAUGCCUCUAGACCAGCAAAUGAUUCCAACCAAACAGCAGGGUAUGAGGUCGCCACCCACCCCCGCCCCAGUGCUUUAUCAGUCCACAGCAAGUAUUCCUUCGAAAAGGCAAGAAAAACCACAGCAGUCACAUAAUGAAAUCCAGUCAUCCGAUUUUAUGGGCGAGUCUCCCGACAGGUCGACUAUUCCGCCUGCAGUAAACACGGGCUUCAGACCGGACUCUAUCGUAGUUGAGAGCGGAUUUAAACCUAUCAUUAGAGAGCCACUCAUGGCCGGUGAGGACAGAAUAACUGAUUUUGAAGAAAGCGUAAACAGACGUGAGGACACUGACGUCGACGAAGACUAUGGAGACGCACCGCAGUCAAUACAAUCGAGUAAUCACCAGUACCCUCCGAGUGAUAAGGUGACUGAAACUUUCGAGCCCAUGUUUAUCCCAUCCCCGCCCGACCAUUUGCUGCCCACUAGCGACAGAACUAAAGAAGUAUUUCCUGCUAAUCAUGCCAAAGAAGAUAGACCACAUCCAGUAUAUUUAAAAAAUAUAACUCAGUUGGAAGAUUUAUUUAGCAAGAAGAACGUAGAGAGGGAGGUUUCUACCGAUCUAAUGAUGGACUCGGACAGAAUAAGCCCGCACUAUCUACCUCCCGACCCAAAACUUCCCAAAGAGCAUUCGCAGAAGCUUUCUUCAUCGAGCGAUCAAACGUUCACCACUUACGAUGGUAAAACAGUGUCAGCCGCUACUCUGACGACAUUGACGAGUGUCUCCGAAGGUCCCAAAGCCCCACCUAAAUUAUUUUCUGCUAAAUUACCUGCUAAUUAUGAACAACUUUUAAAAACGCCACAAUUUGGUCCCUUCAAAGGGGAAAUUCCACCUCCAGUAGCUGCUCAUAUAAACAAAGAAGCUCAGGAGUCAACGACAGUCAACACGGCCAACGCGAAGACGACACAUCUGAAACUUGUCAACAAAGACAAACACGACGACUUACAUGCCCAAGGCAGUCAGAAAGUGGGAGUGACUGAGAAAUUACCGCAGUUUGAAGAAGUUUUUGAUCAGGAAUAUGAAGAAGACGACGGUGAAGCAGACGAAGAUCGCAAACUGAGGGAGCGACGAGACACUAAGGCCACUCAGUUCGAGAUGGGACACAUAGAGGAGGUCCAGACCAACGGGCACAGCAUGCCCAAGAACCAGGUGGACUUCGAGAACGAGAAGCACGCGGCCGCCGCCGCGCCCACACUGCGGCUCUACUGGAUGACGCACGUACUGUGGCUGGCGCUGGCUCUGCGGCGCGUGUAGUGCGCGUAGCUUAUUAUUUAAUUAUUUAUUGGAUAAUGUUUAGGGCUUGCCAUGAAAUGCAUUUCGUGUUCGGAAUAACGUAUGUAUAGGAUCGGGCUCGGCUGUGGGAAUCUCGUGCUGUCUUCGCUCUUGGCGCUCGGCCUCUUGUGUUUAAUGAUACACCUGUUACACUUUGUUACCACUUUGUUACACGCAUAAUGCAAUUCAAUACUCCCGUAGUUUUUAAGGAUUUUGUAAAUAUUUUUAUUUUCUAAUAAAAUUAGUUUUAUAUUU
Spodoptera frugiperda (fall armyworm) is the source of this 4643-nucleotide messenger RNA. It is a transcript of the gene Skeletor, whose product is annotated as protein Skeletor, isoforms D/E. Lineage: Eukaryota; Metazoa; Arthropoda; Insecta; Lepidoptera; Noctuidae. The record is from RefSeq and is a predicted model, not a curated record.